UGUCUGGAAAUGACCACGAAGCGGAAGCUGAUUGGCCGGCUGGUGCCGUGCCGUUGUUUCCGCGGUGAAGAGGAAGUGAUCUCGGUGUUGGACUACUCUCACUGCAGCCUGCAGCAGGUCCCCAAAGAAAUCUUCAGCUUCGAGAGAACUCUGGAGGAGCUCUACCUCGACGCCAACCAGAUCGAGGAACUACCCAAGCAACUCUUUAACUGCCAGGCCUUGAAGAAGCUGAGCAUGCCGGAUAACGACCUGUCCAACCUGCCCACCACCAUCGCCAGCCUGGUCAACCUCAAAGAGCUGGACAUCAGUAAAAAUGGUAUCCAGGAGUUUCCAGACAAUAUAAAAUGCUGUAAAGGUCUGUCUGUGGUGGAGGCCAGUGUCAACCCUAUCACCAAACUCCCUGAUGGAUUCACGCAGCUCCUGAAUCUGACCCAGCUCUUCUUAAACGAUGCCUUCCUGGAGUAUCUGCCGGCGAACUUUGGCAGACUCUCCAAACUACGGAUCCUGGAGCUGAGAGAGAACCACCUGAAAACCAUGCCAAAGUCUAUCCACAGACUGACACAGUUGGAAAGGUUGGAUCUGGGUAGCAACGAAUUCUCUGAAGUGCCAGAGGUGUUGGAGCAAAUCCACAACCUAAGGGAGCUGUGGCUGGAUAACAACUCUCUACAGUCUAUACCAGGGUCGUUAGGGAAGCUCCGUCAGUUGCGAUACCUGGACUUAGCUAAGAAUCGAAUUGAGACGUUGGACACGGAUGUUUCAGGCUGUGAGUCCUUAGAGGACCUGCUGCUGUCCUCCAACAUGCUGCAGCACCUCCCUGACUCUAUAGGUGAUCUGUCUCUGUUGGAGGAGUUGGACUGUAGUUGUAAUGAGUUGGAGUCGUUGCCUCCCACCAUCGGGUACCUGCACAGCCUGAGGACCUUUGCUGCCGACGAGAACUUCCUCUCAGAGCUGCCCCGGGAGAUCGGUAACUGUAAGAAUGUGACGGUAAUGUCGCUGCGGUCCAACAAACUGGAGUUUCUACCUGACGAGAUCGGACAGAUGACCAAACUACGAGUUCUUAAUCUGAGUGACAACAGGUUAAAGAAUCUACCGUUUACCUUCACUAAGCUGAAGGACCUGGCAGCUCUGUGGCUUUCCGACAAUCAGUCCAAGGCUCUGAUCCCUCUGCAGACAGAAGCCCACCCAGAAACCAAACAGAAGGUUUUGACCAACUACAUGUUUCCUCAGCAACCACGACACGAUGAGGAUUACCAGUCAGACACUGACAGCUUCAAUCCCACUCUGUGGGAGGAGCAGAGGCAGCAGAGGAUGACCGUGGCUUUCGACUUCGAGGACAAGAAAGAAGAGGAGGACAACUCUGGGAAGGUCAAGGUGGAGAUCAACCUGAAGCGCUACCCAACACCUUACCCUGAGGACCUGAAGAACAUGGUCAAGUCAGUGCAAAGCCUUGUGGGUAAAAGCGUACAUGCCGGACACGGGCACCAGCACCAGCAUCAGCAUCAGCACCAGCAUCAGCACCCACAUCAGCACCAGCACCAGCUGAGCACAGGCACUGCCACCUCGGCAGGAACCAACAUGGAACACACGCACCUCAGCAAAGAACCGUACGAGCCACCGUGGCCGCUACCACCUAAAGAGGUGACAGACAGAGAGAUGCAGGACUUCUCUCAGUCUCAGCUCAUGGAUCAGGGAUCAAUGCAUAACUCCGGCAUCGACAUUCCCAAAAGGAAAGACAAAGAGGAUCUGACAGAGAGCUCAGAGGACUCGAUGGGCGGCUCCCCCAACGACAUCCGCAUCUCUGACAUGAGGCCCACGCUGGUGGAGCCGCCGAUGUACAAACCAAAGGUGGUGCUGCUGGGCAAAGACAAGAAAGAAUCUACCGAUGAGGAGAUGGAUAAGCUCCAUUGUCUGAACCACAGCGGCUCCUCGGCCACCUACUCCGACUACUCCCCCUCACAGGGCUCCUCGGGCUCCUCCAACCCUCCCGCCAACGCACACUCACACACACACUCUCACGCACACGCACACCCGCACCCGCACCCGCACCCUCACCCGCACAAUCACCCUCACCCUCCCGCUCUGCCGGCCCCCAGCAAGGACCAGGCCCCUCAAACGCACUGGACCAACAGACUGGCUCAAUCAUUCCCCAAACCCAUUGAUUCCAAGCCCCUGCUAUCUCAGAGAGAAACCCCUCCAUCGGGAACCCUGCAGCAGCGUGGGGAUCGACGCCCACUCAGCGAGCCCUUCGACUGGGCUGAGGCCCCUCACUACGACAACACAGGUUUUGAUGCCGAGGAGUCUCCUAUGGACCCUUCGUCGUCCGGUACAAGUCAGGGAAACCCUCCGCUGGGCUCCAAGCCCCGCAGCCAGUCGACACAUGGACGCCGCCCACUCCUCAGGCAAGAACGAAUUGUAGGAGUUCCUCUGGAGCUGGACACCCAGACGCUGCCCUACCACAGCAAUCAACGUGCCCCCCCGGACAAUGACCCACAAUCCUCUGGACCUUCCCAGAAUCCUUGGCAGAAUUGGACUCGAACUCCGAGCCCGCUGGAGGACAGGACCGCUUUUCCGUCCAAACUGGACCUGACACCCACCUCCAGCCCAAACCCCGACCGCAAGGAUAGGCUGGACCAAGGAGGAGGGCCUUUGCCUGGCAGCUGGACGUACCACGACAAUCAGGGUGAGCAGAACAGGAAGGAUCAGCUCAGCGUCAGCGGGGGCAACAAGGUGACGGUGGUGAUGAGCAAAAGCUCCGACCGGCUGUCCCCCAUGAUGAAAGAGACGAGGUCCAAGUUCAAGAAGUCACAGAGCAUUGACGAGAUUGAUAUUGGCUCUUAUAAGGUCUACAGUAUUCCCAUGGACAGCUACAGUUCUUCCAUAGAGCAGCAGACCAGUUUGGACCGUCAGGAUCUAUCCGGGUCUAUGGAACAGACUAGCAUGGCUCGAUCACAAUCUGCCCCCAUGUUAGAUGAUGAGCUGGGCUUCCCCGGACAUGGAGGCGGCAACCAGAACCAACUAGGACAAAACCAAAAACCUGCCAUCCCACAUAAAGCCUACCACUUCGACCAGAACUACAAUCCCCAGGUGACCAUGGACCGUCGGGUCCCUCCUCCCUUCCCCAACACACCGGAUUACGUCAACCACGCAUCCAAGGCCUUGGAGUACAUAAACCAACCAGGGAAGACGUUACCGAAGGAGUUGGUGAGCCCUCGGUAUCGUGCGUAUCCACCGCUGGAAAUGUUUUCUUUCCCCCAAUCACCAAUCAGCCAGGAUGGACCGCCCAGCCAGCAGCAGCAGCCAAUCCCAACACAGCGCUCCAGGCCAGGGUUUCUAAGGAGAGCGGAUUCGCUGGUGAGCUCCACAGAGCUCGCCUUGUUCCGCAGAGUCCAUGAAGCCCAGCAGGAGGCGUUGCAGGAGGCUCAGUACAGACAGCAGGCGGACCCCCCUCACUACAGUCGGGCUCUUGCCUACUCCAGCCCCAUGGAGCACUCCGCUCUCACCAACAUGGCCGACAGCCAGAGCCAGAUGCUGCACAACAAGAGAAACGGUCGCUAUGACGACGACUAUCCCACCUACCAGGAGCAGAAGAAGCCCAUGAUUGGUUACCCGACCAAGAGCCUGACUCAGCGACGCCCCCUCUCUGCAAGGAGCUACAGCACUGAGACCUACGGAGCAUCUCAGGCCCGUCCAGUGUCAGCUCGUCCCACCAUGGCUGCCCUGCUGGAGAAGAUGCCUCCUGACUACACCCUGGCAACCUGCCCAGAGAAACCACUUGAUGACACCAUCAAAGUAAGACCUGUGGUGCCACAGAAACCCGAAGACAUCACCUCCAAGAUGCCUGCAGACUGGAGGCAACAGCUACUCAGGCACAUAGAGGCCAAACGAUUGGACAGGACACCCUCUCAGCAAGCCGCCAUGCUGGAUAAUGACCAGGAGGGGGUGUCAGGGAGCAACCAGUGGGCUCCC
This is a messenger RNA of Paralichthys olivaceus (Japanese flounder), 3966 nucleotides long. Lineage: Eukaryota; Metazoa; Chordata; Actinopteri; Pleuronectiformes; Paralichthyidae. The record is from RefSeq and is a predicted model, not a curated record.